ACACCUUUAUAAAGGAGCAGUCAGGCAUCAGGUUUUUACUAGACUUGUUUAGUGAGAGAAAGAAAUUAGUGUUGCCAUGGACCCUCAGGACUGUAGCUGUGCAUCAGGUGCUCCUUGCUCCUGUGGAGAAGCUUGUAAAUGCACAAACUGCAAGUGUAAAUCCUGCAAAAAAAGUUGCUGCUCCUGCUGUCCUGCUGAAUGUAAUAAAUGCAAGCAAGGCUGUGAAUGCGAAAAAGGCAUAGAAAAAUGCAGCUGCUGCAACUAAUGUUUCUUGGGAAGUCUACCUACAACAGUAAUAUUUGUAACUUAACAAACUGACAUUAUAUAAUUGUGUAAAAUAUAUCCUAAUAAACUCUGCAUUGUUUUUCA
Xenopus tropicalis (tropical clawed frog) is the source of this 369-nucleotide messenger RNA. Its product is annotated as metallothionein. The coding region runs from base 77 to 265 and encodes 62 amino acids. The transcript has 3 exons. The record is from RefSeq and is a predicted model, not a curated record. Gene Ontology annotation, molecular function: metal ion binding. Lineage: Eukaryota; Metazoa; Chordata; Amphibia; Anura; Pipidae.